This is a messenger RNA of Diospyros lotus (date-plum), 1841 nucleotides long. RefSeq names its product homeobox protein HD1. The transcript has 5 exons. The record is from RefSeq and is a predicted model, not a curated record. Gene Ontology annotation, cellular component: nucleus. Gene Ontology annotation, biological process: regulation of DNA-templated transcription. Bases 685 to 1593 code for a protein of 302 amino acids. NCBI's taxonomy places the organism in Eukaryota, Viridiplantae, Streptophyta, Magnoliopsida, Ericales, Ebenaceae. Gene Ontology annotation, molecular function: DNA binding.
AGCAAAAUUGUCAGGCCAUAGACAGACGCAGCUUUAUCUGUGAUCUCUUCUUCACCUGACCCCCUCCCCUCCCUCUCUCUCUCCAUUCCAUGGGCUCUCUCUCUCUCUCUCUACCAACUCUUUCUUCAAGGACUCAGAAUCAACACAGUAGCUCUUGCUCUUCUAAAUAAUACUUGAAUUUCUGCUCUCUUUCUCUCUGCCAUAUCAUAUCUGUUCGAGGUCUGCCUGCCUGCCUGCCUUCACACUUGUAUUCGUCUUUCUUUUUCUCUGUGUAUGCAAAAAUCUGCAACUUCACGGAAGAGUUGCAGAAAGUUUUGUGUCUCAGAUCCCAAUAUAGGGAGGGCUUCCUCCUCUCUCUUCCAUCAAUACCAAGAAAACUGCCCACUUUCUCUUUCUCUUUCUCUUUUUCUUUUUCCUUUUUCUUUUAUUCUCUCUCUAACAUUAGUACUCUCUCUCUCUCUACACCUGCAUACCAAAGUGACUUCGCCAGAGUUUAAUCACUUCCCAAGUAUAAAACAAACAGCCUCUCUUCUCUCUCUCUCUCUUUGGUCCUCAAAAAGCUCAUCAGAAGCCUCUACUCUUCCGUUUGUCCUUUUGUUUUUCUACAUAUAUACAUGCCCUUUUGUUUACUUGCAUGGUCUCUUGUGCUGCAUACCCUUACUGAUUCCCUUUGAUUAUUGAAAAAUGCAAGAACAACAAGGGCUUGCCAUGAUGGGUACCGGUGGCGGCGGGAUUGGGAUUGCUGGCUUAGCCGCAGAUAUUUCCAUGUCGGUUUCGGCCGGCGAGCAGCACCAGCAGCAGCUGAUCAAGGCGGAAAUCGCCACCCACCCUCUGUAUGAGCAGCUUCUUGCCGCCCACGUAGCCUGCCUCCGCGUGGCUACGCCGAUCGAUCAGCUGCCGCUCAUCGACGCUCAGCUCUCGCAGUCCCACAACCUUCUCAGGUCUUACGCCUCCCAACAACACCCUCUCUCACCCCACGAGAGGCAAGAGCUUGACAACUUCCUGACACAGUAUUUGCUCGUUUUGUGCUCUUUCAAAGAGCAGCUCCAGCAGCAUGUCAGAGUCCAUGCUGUUGAAGCUGUCAUGGCCUGCCGUGAAAUUGAGCAGAACCUACAAGCUCUCACUGGAGUUACUCUGGGUGAAGGAACGGGUGCUACAAUGUCAGAUGAUGAGGAUGAGCUGCAGAUGGAUUUCUCCCUAGAUCAAACAGGUCUUGACGGCGGCCAUGACAUGAUGGGCUUCGGUCCGCUUCUUCCAACAGAAUCCGAGAGGUCUUUAAUGGAGAGAGUUCGACAAGAAUUAAAGAUUGAGCUCAAGCAGGGAUUCAGGUCAAGGAUUGAAGAUGUGAGGGAGGAAAUACUAAGAAAAAGGAGAGCUGGGAAAUUGCCGGGCGACACCACUUCAGUGCUCAAAAAUUGGUGGCAGCAGCAUGCUAAGUGGCCUUAUCCAACUGAAGAUGACAAGGCAAAGCUGGUGGAAGAGACAGGCCUGCAGCUGAAGCAAAUCAACAACUGGUUUAUUAACCAAAGGAAGCGAAACUGGCACAACAACUCCCAGUCGGUCACCGCUCUCAAGUCCAAGCGCAAAAGGUAGGGAGCAAAGCAGAGCAGAGGAGAGCACCCACAGCAGCUAAUGUGAAGAUGAAUGGCAAUUGGCAUAUAUACUUGUGAGGUUUGUAGAAUGGAAACUAACAAAAGUUCUCUGUGUAAUGCCUCUUUUAUGUAUUUUCUUGUGAAGCACUGUGAUUGAUCUUUUAACCUAAACAUCCAUUACACGUACCUGCACUGUAAAUUUUGAACUUCAAUUCCCAUAAUGUAAAUGCAGUCCAUCGUUUGCAUCUU